Molecule: messenger RNA, 1140 nt
Organism: Lineus longissimus
Lineage: Eukaryota; Metazoa; Nemertea; Pilidiophora; Heteronemertea; Lineidae
Product: pituitary homeobox x-like
Exons: 3
Coding region: 1-1140 (379 amino acids)
Biological process (GO): regulation of transcription by RNA polymerase II
Cellular component (GO): nucleus
Molecular function (GO): DNA-binding transcription factor activity, RNA polymerase II-specific; RNA polymerase II transcription regulatory region sequence-specific DNA binding
Source: RefSeq, a predicted model, not a curated record
AUGCCAUCGUCUAACGAGAGUGUUGUCACCUACCUCCAAGCGCCCCAGUUCGAUGCCAAUAGACAGCGCCGCUCGCGGACUAAGUUCAGCCCUUACGCAUGCGCGAGACUAGAGACCGCGUACGAAACGAACCACUACCCCGGCAUCAGUGAGAGAGAGGAACUGGCCCGUGUGACUGGUGUUGCAGAAGACAGAGUUCAUGUCUGGUUUCAAAACCGUCGUCGUCGCGUUGUCCCCAAACUGUCGUUCCAAGACCGCAAAAGGCUGCUGGCGUCCAAAGUCCUCCGACCACAACAACAUGCUGAUGCUAUUGGAGCUAAACGUCUCCUUGAUGACGAAUUUCGUCAUGGCCCGGCCAAAGAUGAACAUGCAGAGAAGAAACCGUCGCCACAUGUCGACGAACACUGCAAGAAAAAGCUGAAACGUACCACCGCACCUCCCGAGAGUAUCCGUCAAGAGAACGCUACGCCAAGCCUGUCUACUACUGACACUAUUCCGUCCUUACCCAUGUCUGACUUCGCUGGGACGUCGUUCUUUGGAACGCUGUUGUCAACUAUGCCUUUCACGUAUGCCUGUCCGCGAGGAUCGGUCAUGGUACCGAUGUUGCCUCCGAUUCCCGACGCCAUGACGAACCCUGUCGCAUUCCGAGCACCUUCAGCCAUGUCUUCAGUUCCGAGAGUACGAAAGCAUCCCGUUCCCGCUCAACAGAGUAGCUGCCAGUCUUUGCUUCCGAAGUUAGGCAGGCCGCGAAAACGAAAUGUCCGGCCAACUCCACCGACCGAUGUUUUUUCGUCCAGAGCCACGCAGACCACUGAAGACCUCCAUCGACUGUUCGGACUUCUCGAUAAGUUCGCCGCUCACAGACGACCUGUUCCGCGACAGCCAACUAGAGCCACCAGAGGACUCGAUUUGUCGACGCACCAACGCAGAGAGCCACAGCUACGCCAUCCCUUCGUGAAAGUAACGUGCGAAGUUUCCUCCGAUUCCACAUCUCGGUUACUGGACGAUUCUCUCGGAUCACAUGACCCUGUGUCUCCGAUCAGUGGUGUUUAUCCUCUUCACGCGGAUGCUGAUUCAAACGAAACUGAGCAAGAAGGAUCUUGCGACGCUGAUGAUGAAUAUAUUGACGUGUGCAAUUAA